Molecule: messenger RNA, 1793 nt
Organism: Chlamydomonas reinhardtii
Lineage: Eukaryota; Viridiplantae; Chlorophyta; Chlorophyceae; Chlamydomonadales; Chlamydomonadaceae
Exons: 2
Coding region: 450-617 (55 amino acids)
Source: RefSeq, a predicted model, not a curated record
GUUCGCACCUCGCAACUGUGUAUCUUUGCGAUAGGCGAUAUGCAUGGAUACGGCUUCUCGUCAUCCUUGUGAUCUCGCCUUUCCGACCGGCCGAGAUGGCUUCCCAUUUUCAUGCUUCAGUGUUUUCUGACAACCGUAUCUGUGCUGUUUGAAACUUGCGAUGCAAGUUAUCGCUAUGCACGCGCAUUCUCGCGCCUGACAAUGAAGCGCAGUUACAUGCCUCAUUCAUACGCUGCACUCGCUCUCGCGCCCUGGGACCAAGAUCACGAAUAGAGAACGCUAUGAUCAUUCCGUGAUGUCAAUGCGUUGGGCCGAAAUCGCGCUGUCCGCGACGACGCAUAGGAUGCGUCACACUUUCCAGAGGACCCGUAGAUAGCUGUACGGUGCGCCAGCUGGUGGCUUCCAAGCCGGCUGGUGCGCUCGGGCCGCGCCUCGCGCGUCGCUGCACUAUGCAGUACAAGCGGUCCGUCCUGCGCCCCAUCCUGCGCAUUACGGAUAUGGCGCGCGUGCCGCCGGAGCUGCAGUCCGGCCCGGAUGCUGCUGCCCAAUUCUCCGCGCUGCUGGCCCGUAUGGCUGCUGCUUGCGCAGAGCCUGGGGUGGCGGCAUGGCGCGGCUGACGUGCCCUUGCUGACCCUUACGGUGAAGCAGGCAACCCAGCUUCAACUUGCGCCUGCGUACGACGCACUCCGCGUGCGUCACUUGGCCUUCAUCCAAGAGGCCUACAGCGGCGCCGCGCCGCCAGCGGAAGCGAUUCAUGCGCUGCGGGCGGCCCUGGCGCGGCUGUGGGCUUUGGUGUGGGAGCCGCGACACAAGGAACCGCUCUGGCGUCUGGCAGUCAACGGGUUCACGGGCUUUGGGAUGCUUGCGGCGUGGGCCGCAGAUGGACGCGUGGAGAAAUGCCCGUGUGGGACUCAGAUGACUGCUGGGGCUAGGGUUCAUCACUUCUGGGACUGUGUGGUGGCGGAGGCUCUGCGUGAUGUGAUGCGGGAGCAUGCGAAUGUGGACAUCACACGGAACCAGUUGUGGUUAGUACAGGCGCCACCAGGGCUAUCGCAGGCGGUGUGGGACAUCGUGUGCUUGGCUGCUGUGGCGGCCCUGGAAUACGGCCGACAGCGCCUUUACGCUUGCCGUGAUGCUGCAGACCGGACUGCGGAGGUUGCUGUUGUGCGAAGGAUCGGUGUGGAGGUGAUUGCGGACUUCUGGUCACGGCUAGCUGCGUUUGUGAGUCUGCGUCGGCCUCCGCGCCGCUGGGACCUUGUCCCGAAAGAUCUCGGUCUGGGUGUGCUGCUUUUCGGUCGGCGGGGCAAGGCACGUGGGGAACUUGGUCGCAAAGGGUCGCAAGACAGGUGCGGAUGUGGGGUCUCGGCUUGGGUCUCGGUGGGAUGUGGGUGGGGUCUCGCGCCGGCUCACACUCUUCACACUCUUGCACAGGCUGUGUUCUAGGGCCCGAUGUAGAGACAUGGCGGCUAGGCCACGGAAAAGAACAUCAGAACUGUCACACGGCAUGUAGGGGCGUCCUAGGGCAUACAUCUCCCACGGCGGGCAUCUCAGGAGGGCUCUGAACAGGCCCGAAUCAGAAGCAGCCAUUCAUAUGACACCAUGCAGCAAGCUUUCGGGUGCAGAUGCUCAGUCCUGGUGAGCACGACUUUGUUAGCCAAUCAACCGCUGCAUGUCCGGCGCGGAACGCUCUGAGCCCCGUACCCAAAGGCAUAACGUAUGUUACAGAGCAAUAAUGGGGUGUUAAUGUGUGUAGGCUGAGUCGGCAUGUAGGGAUUUCGUGCGGUCGCGACCGA